AUAUCUGUGUUUCGGUUAGAGUAGCGUCACCUUAUCUUCUCUACAUCGUGAUAUACAAGCAUAGAACGCAGUAGUUAUUAUCAAUAGGUUUAUCAGACACACUGUCGAAAUAUAUUGAGAUGCUAAAUUCCCAAAAAAAUCUCAUUUCUCAUCAUGAUGAUUCUCGUUUCAUUAAUCAUUAUCAAAUAACAACAUAUUAAUUAUGAAAUCAAACGUACUUCACGCGUUACUUCUAGUCUAGUAGACUACAGUUCGUUUAUUAUAUAGAUUUCGUGUGAGAGUAAGUUGAUCAACUGAUUAGAAUUAUACUCCAAUUUUAACGUAAAUAAAGUUAACCGGCUUCAGCGUGGAAAAUGAUGCACGUUUAAAUGAGUAUAAUAUUGAAUCAUGUCCAAAACACUAUCGUCUAUAUUAAAACAGACUGUCACGUGCGUGCGAUUGUACAGUAGUACAGUGAUCAAAAACUGUGUAUCGCCAAACGAAGAUUUAGUUAAACGUUUAGAAACCGUUUCGUUGGUCGGUUUCUCAGAAAGUAGUGGGUUUGACGUUUUAAGUGCAUCAAUUGAAUUCGCAGAUUCCAUAACGCGAAUAGAUACCAAAGGAGUAAAGCCACUAAUCACUGUACUAGAAACUUGAUUUUGGACACAUAACAUGGGAAAACAUAAAGCACAACCUUCAGAAAAGAAAAUUAAACAGGCUAAAGUUAUAACAACAAAAUCUAAAAAAGCAAAAGUUAAGAAUGUAAAACAAUUCAAGAAUACUAAGAAUAUAAAUAAUACAAAGGGUGUUGCUCAAGAUACCAAUGAAACAACUGAUAGUGCUGUACUUGAGCUUGUGACAAAGCAUCCAGAACUGAAACAAACAUUUGAGUAUGUUUUAUAUUCUAAUAAAUAUAAACAUACAUUAACUGAUGUAUUUAAUAUAAUAAAAAUGCUUAUGGGAAAAUUAGAAGAAUUACAAAAUCAAGAAGUUGAUAUUCAAAAUAUUUUUGAAACCAUUAAUCUUAAUUAUAAGAUUAGAGGAUUAAUACAGAGUACUGCUAUAAAUCUUUCUCAUGUAGUGCAACAGUUAAAUAUAAAUGAAUCUACCUUUUUGACUUUUGCUCGUUGCUUUAAUCCUAUUAACACCAUUAAUAGUAAUCAGAAUGAAGAAACAGUUUUAUCUAAAGAAAAUCAUGUAAAUCAUGAAAUACCUUUACAUUUUGAAAAACCUGCUUCUAUCAGAGUUAGGUCGCAAGCAGAAUUAAAUAAUGAUUAUCCUAUGCUUGAUAAAAUCAAAACUAAAAAUGGAAGUAUGUAUACUAAUUUGACGAAGAAGAAGGGCAUAUUUGGUUCAAAAGAUACUGUUGUACUAUCAUCAGAUGAUGAAAUUGAUGAAUCUAGGUAUUAUGACAAGUAUAUAAAGAGAAGUUUAUGGGGAGAACCAAAAAAAAGUGACGCUGAAGAUCUUGAAAGUUAUGCUAUAGGAUCAGAUUUCACUGAAAUUUUAUCUGAUGAUGGUUGUAAUGAUGUAACUCCACCAACAAUAGAAAAACGUGAAAGUACUGUUCCAAAAUCUGUCUCUGUGCAUAAAACACCAAUACAAACGUCUAAAAAGUUAAUUAGACCCAAAAUAUCUGAUGAAGCAAUAAAUGAAGCAAGAAAAUUAGAUAUCCACCAUAGAAAACGUUUACAAGAACAAAACUCAUUAAUUUUGAAUAUUGUAAAAAAACUGAAUCUUCAAACAAAUGAUAUUGUUUUAGAAUUUGAUAUAGCAAAUCAGAAGCCAUCUAUUAUUAUAAAUAAGGAAUUGGCUAAAGUAUUAAAAGCACAUCAAGUUGAAGGUAUUAGGUUUUUAUGGGAUAUGGUUUUUGAGUCUGUAGAAAAAACAAAUUUGACUGAAGGAACUGGUUGUAUUUUGGCUCAUCGUAUGGGCAUUGGUAAAACAUUACAAAUAAUUGCUUUAAUAUAUACAAUACUUUGUGAACCAAGAAUACAUAUUAAGACAUUUUUGAUAAUUUGUCCCCCGGGAUUAAUUUAUAAUUGGAUUGAUGAAAUAUAUAAAUGGUUGAAAGAUAUUGACAAAAGUGAAAUAUUGAAAGUGUACGAUUUACCGAAAACCAACAAACUAUACAACAUUACUAAUAUAGCUACUUGGAAGACAAAAGGUGGUGUACUUGUACUUAGUUAUGAAAACUUUAAAUCACUGGUUAAUUGCAAAGAAAGUGAUUUACGUGAAGCCUUCUGUCACACUUUAAUUGACCCUGGACCAGAUGUUGUCAUCCUAGAUGAAGGACAUUACAUAAAAAAUACUCAAACAAAACUGUUGAAAAAUCUAUCGCUGUUAAAAACCAAAAGGAGAAUAGUAUUGACAGGUACACCUUUGCAAAACUCAUUGAAAGAUUAUUUUACUCUGGUAGAUUUUGUUAAACCAAAUAUCUUAGGAAAUUACAAUGAUUUUGUAUCUAUAUUUAUCAAACCUAUUGAUUCUGGCCAAUUUCUAGAUUCCAGUGAUGAAGCUGUUAAAACAAUGAAGGAAAGAACAUUCAUACUGCAUAGGCUUUUAAGAAAUACGGUGCACCGCAUAGAUGACAGGAACUUAAAGCCAUUAUUUACAGAUAAAAUUGAAUAUACCAUUGAGAUUAAUAUGUCUGAAUUUCAGUGUGAAUUGUAUGAGAAAUUUUUACAUUAUGAUCAAAAAUCAAAUGAUAAAUCAAAUGUAUUUUGGCGUUUGCAUGUCUUAACACUAAUAACAUUGCAUCCUUUAACAUUAUAUAGACUUAUACAUCUCAAAAAUUGUAAGCAAGCCUCAGAUCCGGGGAUGACAAAGUUUGAUGAAAAUUUAACUAAAAGUUUGAAAUGGGUAAGUGAUUAUAAAGAAGAUCCAAGAUUUUUUGAAGCUAGACAGAGUAAUAAAAUUACUUUUGUGUUGUCUAUAAUUGAUGAAUGUCAAAAGAGAAAUGAAAAGCUACUUUGUUUUCUGAAAUCACCUCUUGCCAUGGAUGCAUUGGAGUAUUUUCUACAACAAGAAAAAAGUUGGAUUUUAGGAGAACAAUAUUUUCGCAUGGAUGGUAAAACUCCGUUAUCUAUUAGAAAUCAAAUGUGCGAAGCUUUCAAUACACCAGAAAAUCCUGCUAGAGUUUUUAUAUUGUCAAUGGGUACUGGUGGUCUUGGAUAUAAUAUGGUUGGUGCAAACAGAGUAUUAUUGCUCAACGCUUCAUGGAACCCAAGUGUAGACAUACAAGCAAUUUAUAGAUGUUUGCGUUUUGGACAAACCAAAAAUGUGUUUGUAAAUAGAGUUUUAGCUAAAGGAACUGUUGAGCCAAAAGCAUAUUAUCGGCAAAUUUCAAAACUUGGAAUGGCAAGUAGUGUUGUUGAUUUGCAACAUUUCAAUAGAAAAGUUUCAUUUAGUCAAACUAAUGAUUUAUUUACCUUUGAUUCGUCUAAUCGCUAUAACACACUAGUACCUAAUACUAAAGAUCCUGUUUUAAAUCAGCUGAUCAGAUGUAACUUAGGGUCAAUUAAUAAUGUCAAAGAACAUGAUUCCAUGUUUGUAGAAUCUAUGGAAAGUCAGUUAACAAGCGAAGAAAGAAAAGCUAUUUGGUUGGCGUAUAAAAAUAAUGAAUUAGGUUCAAAAAUAAUAAAAUUUAAAGGUCCAAUGCUUCAAGAAAUUGAACAAGUUAUGGGAAUAAAAGUCCCAGAAAAUAUUGGUGUUGGAUUAGAAACUAAUGAUUUUCUUAGUAUAUCACAGAACAACUUGGAACAAGUUCCUUUACCACAGUUUUUUAACCAAAGUUCUUCUUCAUAUUCAUCUUGUAGUGAAUUUAAUAGAAAAAAAUUAUCGACACCCACUGGAACUCAUACAAAUUAUCGUGCGUGUGAUAAUUUAAAUAGAUCAUUUGAUGAACCUAUACAAAACCAAUUUAGAAAUUUUCAAAAUAAAACUUUUAGCCAACACAAAAAAUUUCCAUUUGUGACACACCCGAAAAAUACAUUUAGACAUCACCAAAAUACAAGUGCAAGAGGAGCAGUUAAUCAGAAUCCGGAAGUAAACAUUCAACCCAGAAACUAUUUCAAGCAAACUGAAGAACGAAAUAAUCUGUCAAGAGUUUUUAAUCAACAAGAAAAUGGACCAUCACGGGAGACUAAUAAUUAUCGUGGGCAUCAAAGUCGGUACACUAGUUACCACAAUCGUACACAUUACAACAAUAAUAUUCAUAAUCGUUCUGGAAAUUCCAGAUGAAAAGAAGACUGAUACAUUUUUUUUUUAAACAAAUAAUGUAUAUUUUCCUUAACUACGUUCAAAGCACACCUGUAAAAUAUUCCAUAAUAUUAUACUGUUUAUAUAUUUGUUGUUUGUACUCGAAUACAAAAAACAAUUCAAAAGUAGAAUAAGUUUUAUUUACCAUUCAUUAAGGUUUUGUAUAUU
Molecule: messenger RNA, 4407 nt
Organism: Adelges cooleyi (spruce gall adelgid)
Lineage: Eukaryota; Metazoa; Arthropoda; Insecta; Hemiptera; Adelgidae
Product: transcriptional regulator ATRX homolog
Exons: 2
Coding region: 652-4221 (1189 amino acids)
Biological process (GO): mitochondrial DNA replication
Cellular component (GO): nucleus; cytoplasm; mitochondrion
Molecular function (GO): ATP-dependent chromatin remodeler activity; ATP hydrolysis activity; ATP binding
Source: RefSeq, a predicted model, not a curated record